UCCAAAACCAAAGUGUAAACCUUUAAUUUCACAUUGUAAUUAACAAAUUCCAAAUUUCGGGAGACCGAUUCAUUGCAUUCAACACCUUUUCUCUUUCUCCGUAACCAUCCCAAUUUCUCAUUAACAUUUACGUUUUUUUGGGUUUCUUGGGUCAGGUUGCAUUACAUGCCUACAUUUUCAAUUUCGUCUUUUUACAUCAUGGGGUUGAUUUUUUGUGUUUGACACUAUCAGGGUUCUCUUUGUUUUCGUGUUUUCCUUUCUGGGUUGGUGGUUUUUAUUUUAAUUUUUUUUUUCUCUUGUUGGGUGGUUUUCUAAAGAGUUUUUUUGGGUGGUUUCAAGUUGAUAGAUUGGUGUAAAGGGAGACAUGGGAAGGCUUUUCUUGAUCAAUCUUGAAGGAAACUUUUAUAGCUGCAAACACUGCCAAACACAUUUUGCUCUUGAUGAUGAUAUCAUUUCCAAGGCUUUCCAUUGCAGGCAUGGGAAAGCAUAUCUUUUUGAUAAAGUUGUGAAUGUCACUGUUGGUGAGAAAGAAGAACGGAUGAUGAUCACUGGAUUGCACACUGUCGUAGACAUAUUCUGCGUUGUAUGCGGGUCCAUUGUUGGAUGGAAAUAUGAGUCUGCUCAUGAGAAGACUCAGAAGUACAAAGAAGGAAAGUUUAUCCUUGAAAGGUUUAAGGUGUUGGGACCUGAUGGCAGCCUCUACUUGGCAUCUCAAGAUGCUCAUGUUGCUGGAAGUGAUGCUGAUGAUGUUUGAUUUGCUCAUUUCAUUUCUGAAUUGUACAUUCUCCAUGCUUCACUUUGUUAAAAUCUGUUAUCUAGACUAUUAGAAAUAGUAUACAUACUUGCAAGACCCCUCAAAGAGCUUUUGAAAAAGUUACAACAGUUUUAUUUCAAUUCAGAAUCAAUAUAUUUUUUGCACCUAUCUUGCCUUA
Molecule: messenger RNA, 932 nt
Organism: Cajanus cajan (pigeon pea)
Lineage: Eukaryota; Viridiplantae; Streptophyta; Magnoliopsida; Fabales; Fabaceae
Source: RefSeq, a predicted model, not a curated record